AUGUCGGAGGUUGCAAGCGAUGGGUCCGGUGAAGUCCCAGAGGUCCUGGACUUUGCAGAUUGGGCUUUCGGGCCCACCGGCCUACCCAGACUUGAGGUCAUGGCGUUCGGGGACUUUACUCACGAAGGUCGGCAUUGGAAACAGAGUUUUGUGGUGCGUCGGAGACCCUCAGGGCCAUCGUCAUUAUAUAAUUCAAGGCCGAUUUCUGGUCCCGGUGGACGCGAUAGCUGGUUUAUUUGCAUUGGCGACGUAAACGAGCCGUCUUUCUGGAGCGAUGUCGGUUAUGAUGGCAGUCUCUUUCUUUCAGCUUGUCCAGAUGGUGAUCUGAUGGAAUCCCCUGACGAAUGGUGA
This is a messenger RNA of Penicillium cosmopolitanum, 351 nucleotides long. RefSeq lists its product as uncharacterized. The coding region runs from base 1 to 351 and encodes 116 amino acids. The record is from RefSeq and is a predicted model, not a curated record. NCBI's taxonomy places the organism in Eukaryota, Fungi, Ascomycota, Eurotiomycetes, Eurotiales, Aspergillaceae. The transcript has a single exon.